Molecule: messenger RNA, 1042 nt
Organism: Zingiber officinale
Lineage: Eukaryota; Viridiplantae; Streptophyta; Magnoliopsida; Zingiberales; Zingiberaceae
Product: LOB domain-containing protein CRL1-like
Exons: 2
Coding region: 1-714 (237 amino acids)
Biological process (GO): positive regulation of DNA-templated transcription; hormone-mediated signaling pathway
Cellular component (GO): nucleus
Source: RefSeq, a predicted model, not a curated record
AUGACAGGCUUUGGCUCUCCUUGCGGCGCAUGCAAAUUUUUGAGGAGGAAAUGCAUGAGAGGGUGUGUCUUUGCCCCAUACUUCUGCCAUGAACAGAGUGCUGCUCAUUUUGCAGCUAUUCACAAGGUCUUCGGAGCGAGCAAUGCCUCAAAGCUCCUCAUGCACCUCCCGGUCUCAGACAGGUCGGAAGCUGCGCUUACCAUCUCCUAUGAGGCUCAAGCUAGGAUUCAAGAUCCCAUUUAUGGCUGUGUCGCUCACAUAUUUGCACUGCAACAACAAGUAGUGACACUGGAAGCACAACUAGCUUCCUUGAAGGCUCAAAUUGCUCAAGGUUUAGCCAGUGGAUACUUAUUGACUUCCCGAAGUCGACUUGACGAUGAGAAAUUGAAUCAGAAGCGACCAUCUUAUCAACCAGGACAGGGCUUCAAUCUGAGUGGAGAAGAGAGGAUGAUGCAGCCUUUAAUUUCAGGUGCUUAUGCACAUCAAGAAGGGAUGCUGUACUUCGACAACGGAGUAGUCAAUUCAAACAACUUCCCGUCUACUCAGCAUUACGACCAACUUUCAUACAUGGACAGUGAUCAGACCUCCUUCACCGAAGACGAUUCCUCGAGUGCCAUGGCCUCACUCGACAUAGAGGCAAAUGCAAGGAGAUCGUCAUAUCUCGAAAUGGAGGACCUCCAGUCAGUAGCAUUUGGCCAUCUUCAUUGUGCAUGAGAGGCCAACUCAUGAAGCAUCAUCUUCAGUUUUGAUUCAUCAAAUUUGAGUUGCGUCACAAGCUCACGAAACUCGGAAGAAGCUUUUCUUGGUCCUACUGCUAUGCAAUACUUGAUGAGGCUUGCCAAUGUACAAUAGCAGUAUACCUAGGCAGAAAUAAGAGACUUACGAGUUUUUUUAAGCUCACUGCCUUCAUAAUGGAGAAUGGUAGUAGUGCUAAGAUUGGCAAAUUAGGAUAAACAUCUGGAUUCGACACCUUAACUAGGAAUCAUGAUGAGCAAGGUUUUUUAUAUGGUUGGAGUCUGGAAAAAGGUGCUUAAAAUUUCAA